AUGGAAGAUGAGCCACAAGCCGCCGAGGACGAGAGAACAAUCGAACUGUCGACCAUCGCGGCCAUAUAUCCAGAACUCGUCGUCGAUGAGAAUGAUCCGUAUACUGCCACUCUUGAGCUUUCCGUGACUCCUGUUCAGCCGCUGCGCAUUCUCUUCAGACCCUCCAUAGAUACUACGCCACCCGCUCCUCCUACGCCACCCACUUCCUCAGACCAUGGGAAUGAUGGGACCGGCAAUAAGCCAGUCGUCCAGCAAACACUUCAGCUGGAUGACCACGAGUUAUCUCACCUGCCGCCACUUUCCCUGCGCAUCACUCUACCGAAGGACUAUCCUGCUUCCGAACCCCCAGUUGUAUCGGUGUCAAUUUCGCCACAAUGGUUAAGAGAACCUAUCGUGCAACGGCUACAGGAUGAUUGCGCUAGGCUUUGGGAAGAAAUCGGCAAGGAUCAAGUGCUUUACACCUACAUCGACCACGUCCAGCAAGAAGCUGAAAAGGCAUUUGGUCUGGCGGGAGAGACGGACGUGUCAAUGCCCAGCGACCUGAAGCUUGCUUUACUGGAUUUUGAUUUGAAGACGAAACGUGAACACUUUGAGAGAGGGACAUUUGAUUGCGGAAUCUGCUUAGAGCCGAAAAAGGGUGUUAUUUGUCACAAGAUGCUACAGUGCGGACACGUAUUUUGCGUGCCGUGCCUCCAAGACUACUACAACAACUGCAUAACGGAAGGAGACGUCGACAACGUCAAGUGUCUCGAUCCCUCGUGUGGCAAGGAUGAGCCCGCAAGGACUGGUCCCGAAGGCCGACCUCUGAAGAGACGGAAGCGGGAUCGUACACUCAAUCCCAGUGAACUGCUCCAGAUUCCUGUCGAACCGGAGCAGGUACAGCGGUAUGUCAAGCUGAAGCGAAAGAAGCGCCUAGAAUCGGAUAAGAACACUGUCUACUGCCCGAGGCAAUGGUGUCAAGGCGCUGCCCGGUCAAAGAAACACCCCAAACCCACUGAUCCCAUGGUCGAUUCCGAAGAUUCGGACGAGUCAGAAUCAGAAGAAGGCCAGACGAAAGACACCAUCGACCUUGAAACCCUGCCCAUGGCGGAGCGACUCGCCAUCUGCGAAGACUGCGACUUUGCGUUUUGCGUGGUCUGCAAGAAAAGCUGGCACGGCGAGAACGCGAGGUGCAGCCCACGACGGCAGCAAGAACUCAACGAGGAAGAACGUGCGACAGCCGAGUACUUCCAGAAGUUCUCGACCCCAUGCCCGACGUGCAAUGCUCCUGCUCAAAAGACCAUGGGAUGCAACCACAUGACGUGCUUCAAGUGCAAGACCCAUUUUUGCUACCUGUGCGCAGCGUACCUUAUGCCAGAAAAUCCCUACCGCCAUUACAACGACACGUCCAGUUCUUGCUACAUGAAACUGUGGGUGCUUGAGGAGGGCGAUGGGGAGGGUGUGGAUCGAGGUGCGUUCCACAAUGCCGACGUCGUUGCAGAGUGGGAGGCCGUCGCUGCAGCCGAAGAGUCCGACGACGAAGACGACCUUCCACCGGAGAACUUUGCCGCUUUCCGGGGGCAACGACCUUUUGCAGACGACGAGGAUACCGACGACGAAGAGCCGGCACCCGACCAGCGUCGCAAUCGGAACGUUAUUGAGAUUGUCAUGCCUGGCCAGAAUGCACAACGGAUAGCACUUCCGGAGCGCCUGCGUGAAGCACCGGUCCCUCCGCCAGUACCGAUACCACCAAGAGGAGGACGGCGACGACGAGGUGGUGGGCAACCAGCGAACCGGCAGCGUGCGAUGGCAAAUGAACCUGCUCGGAUCAACCACGAUCAGGGUCAUCAAGCUCGCGCGCGAGCCGGUCAACCCGCGGCUCGUGCACCACGCGAUGUCCGAGUGGAAGAAGGCUUGGAUGGACUGGGCCAAGGCAACCCGCACGCUCUCAUUCAGGACAACGACGCCGCCGAGCCUCCUGGAGAGCUUCCGCCCGCAGCGCCUGGCCAAGGCAAUCAGCAAGCUGGUCCUGUACGUGGGAUGGGGCUUGACCAGUUUCUCCAGCUUGCACGAGAGGAUCGGGAAGACGAAUGGGACUCGGACGAGCUGGACGAAGAUGACUUUGGAGCCAUUGAAUUCGAGCAUCGGCCCAGACCGGUGCAGAGGGAGCGGGUGAUGGGAUGGCGGUGA
Molecule: messenger RNA, 2169 nt
Organism: Cladophialophora yegresii CBS 114405
Lineage: Eukaryota; Fungi; Ascomycota; Eurotiomycetes; Chaetothyriales; Herpotrichiellaceae
Exons: 2
Coding region: 1-2169 (722 amino acids)
Biological process (GO): positive regulation of proteasomal ubiquitin-dependent protein catabolic process; protein polyubiquitination; ubiquitin-dependent protein catabolic process
Cellular component (GO): ubiquitin ligase complex; cytoplasm
Molecular function (GO): ubiquitin conjugating enzyme binding; ubiquitin protein ligase activity; zinc ion binding
Source: RefSeq, a predicted model, not a curated record